Messenger RNA from Meyerozyma guilliermondii ATCC 6260, 756 nucleotides. RefSeq names its product 40S ribosomal protein uS5 (gene RPS21). The transcript has a single exon. Gene Ontology annotation, molecular function: RNA binding; structural constituent of ribosome. The record is from RefSeq and is a predicted model, not a curated record. Gene Ontology annotation, cellular component: ribosome; cytosolic small ribosomal subunit. The coding region runs from base 1 to 756 and encodes 251 amino acids. NCBI's taxonomy places the organism in Eukaryota, Fungi, Ascomycota, Pichiomycetes, Serinales, Debaryomycetaceae. Gene Ontology annotation, biological process: translation.
AUGUCUGCUCCUACUGAAGCCCCAAAGAGAUCCUUCGGCCGCAACAACAAGCGUGGCGGCCCAAAGAGAGGAAGAAGAGAUGAAGAGAAAGGCUGGACUCCUGUCACCAAAUUAGGUAGAUUGGUAAAGGCUGGUAAAAUCACUUCGAUUGAAGAGAUUUACUUGCACUCUUUGCCUGUCAAGGAGUACCAAAUCAUCGACCAAUUGUUGCCUGAGUUGAAGGAUGAGGUCAUGAAGAUCAGAUCUGUUCAAAAGCAAACCAGAGCUGGUCAAAGAACCAGAAUGAAGGCUGUGGUUGUUAUUGGUGACUCCAACGGUCACGUUGGUUUGGGUAUCAAGACCGCCAAGGAAGUUGCUUCUGCUAUUAAGGCUGCCAUCAUCAUUGCUAAGUUGGCUAUCAUUCCUAUUAGAAGAGGUUACUGGGGUACCAAUUUGGGUGCUCCUCACUCUUUGCCAACCAAGGUGACUGGUAAGUGUGGAUCUGUUCUUGUUAGAUUGAUUCCUGCUCCAAGAGGUAAGGGUAUUGUUGCCUCUCCUGUUGUGAGAAAAUUGAUCCAAUUGGCUGGUGUUGAAGAUGUUUACACUACUUCUAAUGGUUCUACCAGAACCACCGAGAACACCUUGAAGGCUACUUUUGCUGCCAUUGGUAACACUUACGCUUUCUUGACUCCUAACUUGUGGGCUCAAACUCCUUUGGCUCCAUCUCCUUUGGAGGUUUACGCCGAGGAAGCUUCCGGUUCUAAGAGAAGAUACUAG